GCUGUUGCACUGUGGUAGUGGGAGGACAGGAAGUUCCGGGUUGGCGCCCACCAUUCUUCGGAAUAAAGAAAACGUCAGAACUGUGUUGUCAGUUUAUCGUUAUUACUACAGGCAGACUCAGAUUAAGUCUGAGGUUUGUAACAUCAACAGUGAGGACAAACCCAGCAUGCCUCUCUCCUUCCACACUGAGUCCAAACCUACAGUCACUGGGUCCUGAUUGUGACAGUGGAGCCCAGUUUGCUCUGCAGGAUCCAGAGAUGGCAUCAGUGAAGCUGGAAGACUGCAGUCAAACACUGGAGCUGAAUGUCAACAUUAAAGAUGAAGAAGAGGAGGAGAAGAUUGGGAAAUCUGUUUAUCACGAUAAAGGAGACCAUGUUGAGACCUUCUCUACAUCCAGAGAGAAACAGCAGGAAGAUCACAGAGCUAAGAGGUCUCACCACUGCCCACAUUGUGAGGAGAUUUUCCCAUUUCUAUCAAAGCUAAAAAUACACCUAAAAAUGCAAAGAGGAGAUAUUCUGUAUUCCUGUACUGACUGUGAGAAGAGAUUCACAACAUCAAGGGCUCUGACAGUUCAUCAGAGAGAGCACACUGGAGAAAAGUCUUACUCCUGCACUGACUGUGGGAAAUGCUUCAAUAGAUCAUCUAAAUUAACCAUUCAUCAGAGAGUGCACACAGGAGAGAAGCCUUACUCCUGCUCGGACUGUGGAUCGAGUUUCUCCCAAUAUGGCCACUUAAAAUCACACCAACGUAUACACACCGGAGAGAAGCCAUACUUCUGCGCUGACUGUGGGAAUAGCUUCACAACAUCGAGGGCUCUGACAAUUCAUCAGAGAGUGCACACUGGAGAGAAGCCUUAUUUCUGCUCUGAUUGUGGAAAGAGUUUCUCCCGAUUGGACACCUUAAAAAAUCACCAAUUAAUACAUCAAGGACAGAAGCCGUACUCCUGCUCUGACUGUGGGAAAUGCUUCAUUAAAUCAGCUAAAUUAACCAUUCAUCAGAGAGUGCACACUGGAGAGAAGCCUUACACCUGCUCUGACUGUGGAGAGAGUUUCUCCCGAUUGGAUGCCUUAAAAAGUCACCAACUAAUACAUAAAGGACAGAAACCUUACGUCUGCUCUGACUGUGGGAAGAGUUUCUCUCAACUGGGCAACUUAAAAACCCACCAACGUAUACACUCAGGAGAGAAGCCAUUCUCCUGUUCUGACUGUGGGAAGGUAUUCUCAGUAUCGGGCAACCUAAAAACUCACCAACGUAUACAUAAAGGAGAGAAGCCAUUCUCCUGCUCUGAUUGUGGGAAGAGUUUCUCCAUGUCAGGCAACUUAAAAACCCACCUACGUAUCCAUAAAGGAGAGAAGCCUUACUCCUGUUCUGACUGUGGGAAAUGCUUCAAAACAUCAGCAGAGGUAAAUGUUCAUUGGAGAACACACACAGGAGAGAAGCCGUACCACUGUGACUGUGGGAAAAGUUUCUCCAGGUUGAAUACCUUAAAAACCCACCAACGUAUACACACAGGCGAAAAGCCAUUCUCCUGCUCUGUCUGUGGGAAGAGUUUCUCUGUAUCAUGCAACCUAAAAACCCACCAACGUAUACACACAGGAGAGAAGCCUUACUCCUGCUCUGACUGUGGGAAGAGUUUCUCCAUAUCGGGCAACCUAAAAACCCACCAAUGUAUACAUAAAGGAGAGAAGCCUUACUCCUGCUCUGCUCGUGAUAAAUGCUGAGGUAAACGUUCAUCGCAGAACACACAGGAGAGAAGCCUUACCACUGUGACUGUGGACAAGAGCUUCUCCAGAUUGAAUACCUUAUAAAUACACCAACAUAUACAUAAAGGAGAGAAGCCUUACCACUGUGACUGUGGACAAGCAUUUCUCCAGAUUGAAUACCUUAAAAACACACCAACAUAAAGGAGAGAAGCCUUACCACUGUGACUGUGGACAAGAGUUUCUCCAGAUUGAAUACCUUAAAAACACACCAACAUAAAGGAGAGAAGCAUCAUCAGUUCUCUCAGACCAGCGGAGAUUAAAGUCACUACAUCACUUAAUUCUCAUCUCAUAAAGGAAGUGGUAACAAACAGUUCAUUUGAUCAAUAGAAGAAAGCGUAGCGCACUGUUGUUUCUCACUGUGCAGUGGAAGAGGAGCGUUUUCUACAACGUUAGCCUCUACUUUACCGAUCAGUGUGUUUUGUUAGCUUCUACUGUAGAGAUAUUGAGAUCACCAUGGAUUUGCCCUUAGGGUUGAAUACCCUCUGAGGUGUCUCUCAUUGAAACAAUAAAGUCUGAGGGUUGACUGGGUGGUACUGCUUUCAUCUAAACUUUUCUGUGGGAAUGAGUUAGUAGAUACAACAUGUAUCAGCUAGAGAUGGUGUGAUGGUCAGUUUUCUGUGGGAAUGAGGUAGUAGAUACAACAUGUAUCAGAUAGAGAUGGUGUGAUGGUCAGUUUUCUGUGGGAAUGAGUUAGUAGAUACAACAUGUAUCAGAUAGAGAUCAUCACAUCAUCAGUUUUCACCAUAAAUUUGGCUGGAUUAUUUGUUGCUGACUGUUUGUUUAAUGAUACACAGGCUAUGAAAUGACUACGUGUUUAUUAAGUUGUCUUAGAGCGUUCGUGUAAAACCUGAUGCAAUGGAAGAAGUCUAAAAAGUCUAAAGUGUUUGCAGACAGUAGGAAUAUGUUAUUGAAGAGUCUGAAUGUAAAAUGUUUCAACUGUGGUGGGGGUCAUAUUCCUGAAUUCCCAGAGUGCCCUGUUAGGGUGAAAGAGGUUGAGGGGUCAAGGAUCAGGGCUGUACAGCAAAUCGCCAAUGUGGAGACAGUGAAGAGAGUUGAAGGGGAAAAAGGCCACAGUUUUGAAGAAAAUCGCAACCAGUUGCAAAUAUUGUACGUCAAUCAAGUGAUCUGGAUACACUUAUUGCGAAGAAGAUGGAUUUUGUAGCAUUUAUAGCCACAGUUAUUAAUUGUACUGCACAAAAAAUUCAGUAGGAUGGACAUCCUUAUAUCUGCAUUUGAGGAGUUUUUGGGCCUCCAAGACCUCACUGCAACAGAAAAGCAGGCUGAUUCAGUCUAAUUUAAAUGUUGAUAGUUUGUAUGGAUUCGUCUUUAUAUUUAUUUAUUUAUUACCCACCUGUAGUGUAGGUGGCAGAAUGCCAUUAUACCAAAAAUUAGAUGUCGCCAAAGGGUUUUAUAACCAAGAUAAACUACAGCCUUCCAACGGGACCAAAUGAGUCAUAGUGUAGAGAAUAAGCAAGGAGCUGGGCAGAGCCAAGCACGAGCAAGCAAGAUCCUAGUGGCGCAUUCUAGCAUUCAUCUGCAUAUUUCGUUCGGUAACGCCUCCUCUUUGAAGUACACUUGUGCAAUAACUCAAUUCGCCUUUGCACGCCUUAUAAACGACGCGAUUGUUAACUUUUGCAAGGGUGAGGUCUACUAACCGCAGUCUACUCUGUUCAUAGCAUUUUAGUUUUGGGAACAAAAAACUGUAUUGAGAUCAGAUGUUUCUUCGAUGAGAAAAUGCUAAAUGUCGGCCCAAAUCCAUCUCUUUCCAUCUUCUCCCACUGCCAGCCAGAGUGUGAACGCCAAGCGGAUGCUUCACAUUUAUACAUCCGGUGAAAUAUCGGUCUCAUUGUUCUAUCUGUGAUGUCGCUGUUGAACUGUGGUAGUGGAGGAACAGGAAGUAAAAAAAAACAAAGAAAGCCGCAGAACUGUGCUGUCGAAACGAUAGCUUUUGUAUUACUACAGGUAUGUAAUAGCACGUUUAAACCUAAUUUCGAAAGAAUAUGUCAUAACAUAUCAGGUAACAAAUCCGUAUACUAUCAUGUUAGGUAAAGAUUUUAUGUGCUGUUUUUUCCCCCCCGUUAAACCGAAUGAGUGAAGAACGCGAUAAAAGUUAUUUUACAAGUCACAUAGCUAGAGACCUUGGUUUGUCUAAGUGAAUGUACAUUUCAGCAAGGUCAUUUCAUAAAGAAUCCAUUUAUUUGACAUUUCUAAAUUAGUGACGCGAGCUGCUAAAAUGGCGGCGCCAACAACUGCGUCACCAGACUUCAGUACAGGCAGUGCGGAUGCAUCAGAGACUGCCAACCACUAUAUGAAGAAGUUUAAGGAAAACAUCAACUCAAAUUGCUCCUUUUGUAAUGACCACCCAGAAACAGUUGUGCAUCUUUUUUGGCAUUGUAUGCAUGUAAGAAAACUGUGGCAAGACAUCAGUAGGUUUAUAAUUGAACACAUUUAUGAAGAUUUUACACUAUUGUGGAGAGAGGUACUGUUUGGAUUCUUUACAUACAAUAGAAAUAAGCAGAAUAAUUUUUAUGUCAUUAAUUUCAUUAUUCUUUUGGCCAAAUUUCAUAUACACAAAUGUAAAUUUCCAAACAGAAAACCACAUUUUCGUACCCUACAAAAAGAAAUUGAACUGUAUUUUAAGACGGUUAAAUGCUCUACUAACAAAAAAGCUGUUAGAAUUGUAAGUAUAUGCAUGUCCCUUAAGGUCCUUGUGUAAUUGUAAUGUGAUAUUGUACCCCCUAGCCCCGCCCCCAGCCCCGCCCCUAGCUCGAUUGUCUAUUGUUUGUAAUCUAUAUAUGCUUGUGUUCCCUCAUGUGCUUUAUGUAUUGAUUUGUUAUUAAUAAAAACAAUUCAAAAAGGAUGCAUCAGAGACAGAGAGUAGAUGAGCGCUCGGAAAUCCCGCUCACUGCUCCGGCGUUCCACGUUCUUUCCAAAUGCUCGGCUAAAAACGGCAUUUUAGUUUACAGGAAAGAAAAUUGCCGCUCCAUUCAUUAAAAUCACAAUGUAACCAACACCCAUGUAUUUUUGUGACUACACGGACCUACCAUUUUGGUUUUGAAGUAUUGAAACCAAGCCAUUUGAUUUGAAUUAAACGUGUUGAAUAAACAUGAAAAGGUGAA
This is a messenger RNA of Oncorhynchus kisutch (coho salmon), 4882 nucleotides long. Its product is annotated as gastrula zinc finger protein XlCGF57.1-like. The transcript is spliced from 3 exons. Gene Ontology annotation, biological process: regulation of transcription by RNA polymerase II. Bases 258 to 1721 code for a protein of 487 amino acids. The record is from RefSeq and is a predicted model, not a curated record. Gene Ontology annotation, molecular function: DNA-binding transcription factor activity, RNA polymerase II-specific; RNA polymerase II transcription regulatory region sequence-specific DNA binding. Gene Ontology annotation, cellular component: nucleus. Lineage: Eukaryota; Metazoa; Chordata; Actinopteri; Salmoniformes; Salmonidae.